CAGGUCACGUGUGCUCAUCUCAUUAUGCAUCAGCUCUCACCAAAGCUUUCAGGCAGGGCGAGGGCGCGUCAACGCUCACCUCCCUCACUCAAAUCACGCGCGCAACAACUCAAAAAUGGCCGAAUCUCACUCCGACCUGAGCGAAAAUGAGAUUCUUAACGAGCGCUCUCAAGAAGAAUCCAGCGAAAAUGAAUCCGGCGCUGAAGCCUCCGAGUCCGACGACGAUGAUUCCGACGGCGGAGGCUUGCUAGAUACCAUGGCCGCUGACGGCAGCGACGAAGAAUCCAGCGAUGAUGAAGAUGACGACAUAUAUCACCGCGAAAACCUCACCCAGGAUCCGUAUCUCGACUCGUUCCCCCAGUUUGGUCGCCUUCCUAGUGAGUUGCGCAACACCAUCUGGGAGCUGUUCUGUCCGGAACUUUGCGCUCGCCAUCGCGUGCUUGACUUUCAGAUCUCGUACGGAACAGCCCUGCAUCCCGACGCGGCGAGUUCUUUUGUUUGGACUGUGCGCGACGGUAUUGCGCUUGGUGAUCAGACAAAGAACCUCCGCGCGGUGUUUGCUGUUCACAAGGAGUCGCGCGCUCUAGCCACCAAUGCCUUUCCUGAUUCUCUGAGCAUCGAUGCUGGGUCUGGAGACGCCACUGUUCGCUUCAACCGAAAUUCUGAUGUUGUUCUGAUGAAUGGCCUCAGCUGUCCACCGGGCAGGAUGGUGUUUCACCUGCCAGGUUUCGCUAGCGAGGUCAAAAACUUUGCGCUUGGCGGGCCUAACAUCCUUGAUGACCUGAGCGGUCCCGACGUACCAGCGCUCUUGAGGCAGUUCACCCAGCUGGAGUGCUUCUACGUGAACAUCUCGAGUACGGAUUGCCAAAAGUCGACUUUGGGCUGGUGCACAUCCGAUCUCAUCAACCGGUAUCAAACGCAAACAUACGAGAAACAGCCUGGUCUCGGAGAAGACCUGCAGUUCUUGUGGUGCUGGCCUGAUUUGCAGCGACAUCCCGACUUUGCGAGAUUCCAGAUCGACAGGGAUACUUGGGAUAAUUUGCCUGAUCCUCUUGGCAGCGAGUUGGAGCAACGAGGUCUCAAGGCAUGGCCUAUGGUUGCUUUUGAGUACGAGCGCGGACUUCGACGGUUUGAGUUGCUGCAGACACUUGGGCCGGACCUCGGCGACGAUACUUCGGAUGAAGAUGAUGACGACGACGAUGAUGAUGGCAACAAUGGACCUGAUCUCGAUGAGUAUGAAAGCGAUGGUAUUGACGACGAUGAGAUUGUCGAGACGUACGACCCCUCAGACGAAGAGGGCAUCUCAUUAGCCAGCGGCUCCCCUCCGCCCGCCCCCCAAGAAAUCUCCGACGAUGAGGAUGACGACGGCGCCGGCGCAAACUUUUCAAGUCCUGAACCCGAGGAAGAAGCAGCGCCUGUACAGCGCGGACGCAAACGACGAGUAGUUUCCGAUUCUGACGAUGAAGACGAGGAGGACGUCGAACCUACAGCGAAGCGCGCGAGGACACGAGUUGUUGAAUCUGACGACGAAGACGAUGAGCCAGAGGUGCAGCCAGAGCAAACACGACAGCACUCCAGGGCGAUCAUGUCAGAUGAUGAGGAUGAAGACGAAGGCGGCGUGUCCAAAGAGCCCCACGCAAGCGAGUCCUCCAGCGAAGAAAGCGAAAAAGAAAGUGACGAGUCAGAAGACGAAGACGCACCGCCCAAGAAAUUAUCUCUCGCUGAGAGACUCCGUCUUCAUCGACAAGAAAACCCAGUUGACGAUGAUUCAGAUGCAAGCAGCAGGACUGCAGACGAGGAGAGCGAAGAAGAGCGGAAUCCUUUCACGAUGGGCAUGGCGGAUGAGUCAGAUGGAGAAGGUGAGGAUGGCUAUGAUGAAGAUGACUAUUAAUUCCAUACCAUUCUCUCAUGUUUGAGUAUCCGUAAAUUUUUAAUAAUAGAGAAACAAUCCCAGCGAUGGAUCAAACAGUCUUCCCAGCAGCGAGCAGCUCAACAAACUGCUCUAUCCUCUUCCUCCUCGUCUCCGGCCUCUUCGCCGUUUCCAACCUCCAUAAAAAACUAUAUCUCUUCGUCUUACCCAACCCCGUCCAAAACUCCCCCGCCGCUUCAUUCCCCUCUAUCGCAUUUUCAAAAUCCUCUGGCACAGUUACAUUACUCGACGAUGAAUACGCCCUCUCCCAGCGCCCAUCCUCCCUCGCGGCAUCAACCUCCGCCUGCCCCGCAGGUUUCAUGCGACCCGCGGCUAUCAAAACCGCGACUUUGUCAACAUUACGCUGGGACCAGAGACUUUUCUUCCGACGGGGCGUGAAGCGCUGUAUGAAAUACGUGGCGUCGAGGGAUUUGCGCUGGCCGUCGAUCCAGCCGUAGCAGAGGGCUGUGUCGAGGGCUUGGUCGUAUGUUAUUGAGGGGAUGGGGGCGUUCUUUUUUGCGAUUUUGAGCCAGAGGCCGGUUUGGUUGGUGGAGUGGUUUUGGGAGAGGUAGGAUUCGAAUGAGGACGGGGUUGGGAAGAGUUUGGUUUCUGGGGUGGUUGCAGGGGAGGGUGUAGGUGUUUGAGGUGGGGGUUGGAGACGGGUUAGUCUUUUGGCGGUUGAUCUUGUUGUUCGUGACAUUUUCUGUAUUUGUCAGAGCAUGAUGUUCACGGUUGAGGUUGCGUUGAGGCUGACAGACACAAGGAGAUCACAGAAGGAUCACGCUAAGCCAGAUCCAAUCAUUGAACGCCCAACAUCUUCAAUUCAUUUUUCUCUAAUCCGU
This is a messenger RNA of Fusarium verticillioides 7600, 2751 nucleotides long. RefSeq lists its product as hypothetical. NCBI's taxonomy places the organism in Eukaryota, Fungi, Ascomycota, Sordariomycetes, Hypocreales, Nectriaceae. Bases 116 to 1891 code for a protein of 591 amino acids. The record is from RefSeq and is a predicted model, not a curated record. The transcript has a single exon.